Molecule: messenger RNA, 2944 nt
Organism: Helicoverpa zea (corn earworm)
Lineage: Eukaryota; Metazoa; Arthropoda; Insecta; Lepidoptera; Noctuidae
Product: ATP-binding cassette sub-family G member 1
Exons: 11
Coding region: 89-2041 (650 amino acids)
Cellular component (GO): plasma membrane
Molecular function (GO): ATP binding; ATP hydrolysis activity; ABC-type transporter activity
Source: RefSeq, a predicted model, not a curated record
CGAAGCGCGGGCGCACUUGAAUGCGCGACGCACCGAAGCGCGCACGCGCGGAUCUCGACUCGAAGGAACAGUGUAGUUCGCGAAAAUAAUGAUGCUCGCCGGGGCGCAGAUUGUUGACGAAAACAGUGUGGCGUUUACGUCGGGGAACAUGGGGACUGCUGGGGGAAGUCCCCCAGUGCUUCCAGCCCAGGGAUCCUCCAAGGAAGCCCAGCCGGUGGCCCAGGCUGCCCCAGCACAGGGACUGCACAUGAUCCCGAAACAGGAACCAGUGGACAUACAUUUCAGCAACAUCACAUGCACAGUCAAACUAGGAAUAACUAAAGGCAGCAAACAAAUUCUCCAUGGCGUCCACGGCCGCCUUCGACCUCGUCAGCUCAUCGCCAUCAUGGGACCCUCAGGGGCGGGCAAGUCCACCCUACUGGAUGUGCUGUCGGGAUACCGUAUCACUGGAGUGGGGGGUGCUGUCUUCAUCAAUGGAAGAGGGAGGAUAAUGAAGAGGUUCAAGAGGAUGUCCUGUUACAUCCAACAGGACGACAGGUUACAAGGCUUGCUGACCGUGGGAGAGAACAUGAAACUAGCCGCUGAUCUCAAGCUGCCGACCAACUUAGACAAAUACGAGAAGGGAGAAGUUAUCGAGGAUAUCCUAACAAACUUAGGUUUGUAUGAGCACAUGAACACGCGAGGCGCACAGCUGUCAGGUGGUCAGAGAAAGAGGCUCUCUAUCGCGCUGGAGCUCAUCAACAACCCACUGAUCAUGUUCCUGGAUGAGCCUACCACAGGUCUAGACAGCUCCUCAUGCACACAAGUGGUCCAGCUUUGCCGGAGCCUAGCGCACCAAGGUCGGACCAUCGUGUGCACGGUCCAUCAGCCAUCAGCCUCACUGUUCGCACUAUUCGACCAAGUAUACGUGCUGGCAGCUGGAAGGUGCAUGUACCAGGGCACCACUAAGAACUUGGUGCCUUAUUUGGAGCAGGGUGGAAUUCCUUGUCCGAUUUACCACAACCCUGCUGAUUAUAUAAUCGAGUUAUCAUGUGGAGAAUACGGGCAAGACAAAAUAGACCUGAUGGCCAAUAAAUCCGAGAACGGGCGAGCCUUAGACUGGUUGGAUGAUCACCAGAAUAUUCCAACGAUGGAAGGUCUUCGUAAGCUGCUGCCACUGAGUGUGCUGAGAGACACGGAACCAACAGGAGGUGAUGAGGAAACCAGCCAGUCUAAUCAGCUCAGAGUAUUGAUCAAGAGAGGCUUUAUGAAGGCUAAGAGGGAUGCGACGAUGACCCACUUGCGUCUGAUCGUGAACGUGGUGGUAGGCAUAAUGUUGGGGAGCCUGUUCAUCAACGCUGGCAACGAGGGCUCUCGUGUCAUAGAGAACUACAACCUGCUGUUCGCGAUACUUAUGCACCAUAUGAUGUCUCCUAUGAUGUUGACUAUCCUUACUUUCCCCAAUGAGAUGUCGAUAUUGUCCAAAGAGCACUUCAAUAGAUGGUACUCCUUAGGAUCAUUUUACACGUCUAUAACGAUCGUCGAUCUACCUGUAUCGAUAGUAGGCUGCGCAGUGUUCAGCGUGAUAGUGUACACGAUGUCGUCACAGCCGCUGGACAUCGUGCGCUUCUCCAUGUUCUUCUCCAUCUCGCUGUAUACCGUGCUCGUGGCACAGAGCUUCGGCCUCAUGAUCGGUGCUGUGUUUAGUGUUGUUAACGGCACAUUCUUAGGCCCAACGCUGUCAGUACCGAUGAUGAUGUUCGCUGGUUUUGGAGUCACCCUCAGAGACUUGCCAGCCUAUCUCCGCUGGGGUUCCUAUGUGUCGUACCUGAGGUAUGGCCUGGAAGGGUUCAUCGGUGCCAUCUACGGCCUCAAUAGGCCUAUCCUGGACUGCAAUGAGGCCUUGUAUUGCCAUUACAAGCAUCCACGAACCUUCCUCAACGAGGUAGCCAUGUCUCCCGACCAGUUCUGGUGGGAUGUCCUCGCUCUGUCCGUCUUCGUGGUAGUCCUCAGGAUCGCAGCCUUCGUGCUCCUCAAGUGGAAACUGGAUGCCGUGCGGUAAACAUCGUCAAGACAUGAUGAGGAAAGUUCUGGGAGUUUGUAGUUUUAAGUCGUAAGAGAAAUUGGCUGUUUGACUGUUAAACAAAAAGCUUGAUAGGAAAUUAAUUUUGUUUGAUACAGCGAGAAAAUCAUUCGUUCAAAAUGUGCGCUUACGCAUCUAUAUGUCGAUUCGUGACAAAAUUUCAGUAAAUAUUAUAUGACAUAAGGUCAAGUUAAAACUGUGUCAUAUUAAAUAUUAUAGUGUCAAAAAUAAACAGAGCUGUGAUAAGUUUCCAAAAUAUUUCGAUUCUUUUCAGUUAUUUAACCGUAAUUUCUUAUUUUUCAUGCAAACACAUUUCUGUUCUUUUCUUCUUUAUUUAUAUUUUUUAAAUUAAAGGCUGAGCGGUCUUUUGUAUGAGAGCAUUUUAUGACGUAAAACUUUAUAAUUUUGUAGCUUUUGGAUGAUAAUUAGCUUCCAAUCAAAGGGUGAUUAUUAAAUGAAUAUAUUUUUGUAAUUGAAAGUAUAAGAUUAAAAUUGAACAUCAGUUUAUCCUCUUGCAUACAUAAAAUUGAAUUUGCUUGAAGCUAUUGACGUCGACUGACAAAAUUUUUGUAGGACGUCCAUACGAUUCCCAUUAAAUCUUUCCUAAUCAUAAUAGGGUAAUAUUAGUGGAUAAAUGUAAUAUUGUUGUAUGACAUGAUAUCGUACCUACCAGUUUGUAGGAAACAUAUGUACACAAAUGUUUUGUGUUAGUUUACUUGCCUAUGUUAGUUGCUCAAUUAGGUAUUUAUUUGUAACUAGACGUAGAUAUAUAAACUUAUAGGCUGUACUGAACUAUUAUAUAUGUAGGUAGAACUAAGAAUAUAAAUGGUGAUAAUUUUUGUAAAUAUGUUUUUUGUAACAUUAAACUUUUUAAUUUUGGUA